CUACCCACCGUUCACGCGAUCAACGUUUUCCCUGUCAUCGCCGUUACCGGUCCUCCGCAUGACCGAAUCCCAGACGCCGAGAGAGGAAGCGACUCGACGCCGGACAGAGGCAUAGACGCAUAGUUUUACCUGCUGAUCUACCCUUCUAACUAUUGCUCCGAUACGAGGUCUCUGAGCCAUUUAAAGAGAGUUCGUAGAUUUACCGUGUGCGCAAACAGUUGUAGGGCUUCUUUACUCGAUGAAAACAUCUCCCUUCGUCCCUAAAUUUUAGGGCGCCAUUUCAAAUCGAGCUCCCUGCAUUCGCCCGGUCGCAGCGAACAAGUAUCUCCCUCAUUUUUCAAAUCUCCUCUCUUCCUUCCUCGUCCUGGCCCUGGUCUUCGCUAGUAGAUAGCACUCUGACCACCGUCUCCGAUUCAAUGGCCGUGCCGCAGAACUCCCCUGCUGACGGAAGCCUCGCUGCCGAAGAACGCAUCCAGCCGGAUGGGGCUUCUGCGUCCUCCCCCGCCCGGCCCUUCGACCGACUCGUCGUUCCGGGCCUCGAUGACGAUGCUGACAAUCCCGGGAAGCCGAAGACUUGCCAUCAGUGCCGGCAGAAGAGGACGGAUUUCUCAGCGCCGUGCGGGCAGAUCCGGCGGGGUAAACCUUGCCCCAUUAAGUAUUGUCAUAAAUGCCUCCUCAAUAGGUACGGGGAGAAACCUGAGGAUGCUUCUUUGCUGGAGAGUUGGAUUUGUCCCAAGUGCCGCGGUGAUUGCAACUGCAGUCUCUGCAUGAAAAAGAAGGGUCACCAACCGACUGGAAUAUUAAUCCACAGAGCAAAGUCUACUGGAUUUACUUCAGUCCAUGAACUGCUAUUGAAGCAGGGAUCCGAUGUUUUAAGAAGUUCAAACAGAUUAAGAAGUUCAAAAAUGGACACCUCUAAAAAGCUGUCAAUAUCUCCUAGAAGGAUCGUUGAUCAAGAGAAUUGCCUUGAUGAACUAAGGGAUCCUGAAUCUUCUGGAUCCGAUGAUAAAAACAUUAAAACAUCUGCACAAAAGGAGAAGAAAAGUAUUUCAAAGAAACGAAGGCAUGCAGACUCCGCCAUGUAUAAUUCUGAUGGCAAUGUGGCAUUUGUGAUUCCUCAGGGUCAAUUGUUAACAGAGGUUGCAGAGUCUGCAUGGGCAGAUGAGGAUGUAGGAGCAGCCUUGCAAUUUUUGGAAUUCUGCAAUGCAUUUUCUGAGGUACUUGAUAUAAAGAAGGGAGAACCAAAAAGUGUUCUUUGGGAACUUGCUAAAGGAUCUGUUGGGCGCAGAGGACAGUAUUCCUCUACUGUAAAGUUCCAUAUGAAACUAUUGUCAUUUAUACAAAAUGGCAAGGGUGGUGAUAGGUCUGUCUCAAAUUCAACAAUGAAUGAAGAUAAAUGGCUACAAUUAGUUAUCAAAUGUUUAAAUGACUCUGACGGUGACCGGAAGGCCCCUUUGGGUGUUUUGGAUGAGGUUUCUUUGGAAUAUGACAGUUGGAUUCCAUCGGAUAAGCUCCGACUCUUGAACCUUCUCUGUGAUAAGACACUAGAGACCAAGGAAUUGCGGGACUGGAUUGAUGGAGAGAAUCAAAGAUACAUUGAAAGGAAAAAGGAAGCUAAAGGAACAAUUGUUGCAGCUAACAAAAAGAAAAAGGAUUUAAAGAAAAAACUGAAGGACGAAAUGGCCAAAGCAACACUUUCUUUGAAUGGACCUAUUUCUAGUGAGGACCAUGAAAAUCUUAUGUCACAGAUAAGAGCAGAGACAGAGAAAGCACAUGCAGAGAAGCAAGAGAUAAUGGAACAAUUACCAAAGACAGAUUUUGAUAGCAUAUGCCGACAUGCUGUACGGACAGAGUCUAUAUACUUGGAAGGAGAGGGACAUGUUUAUUGGAAACUGGGAAGCUAUUAUGGUGGCUCCAACAUCUUACACCAAGUUUUACAGAGUUGGGAUUCGGUGAUGCUUGAGGAUAAAUGGUAUGCAUAUGGAGAAGAAGAAGAUAAAUUAGUGGAGAGAGAUAUUUCCUUUUUGCGGAAGAGGAACGUGGAAAGCUCACUGAGGCAAAAGUCAGUGCUAUUGCAUAGUGCUGGCAAUAAUUCCUCCAACGAUCCAUCUUCAAGUUGCUCUGACAUGGAGGGCGAGGAAGGUGCUUGUGGAAGCGGAAACUCAGAAACUGGGCAAGAGGCACAACAAUUGGAUUCCGGAAGUGGCCAGGAGAUGCAGCAAUUGGAUUCAGGUGAUUUCUCUCUGUCAUCAUAGAAAAAAAGAUCAAUCGUUGAGGCAAACUGGAUUGGAAAUCGCACUGGUUUGCUUCCUUUAGUGACCAACAUCUGUAAGUUUAUAAAAGGUUCAUGAUCUAAAUAUAAGAUAGGGAGGUGGAAAUUGUCUCAAACCUUCUUCUCCAGCAUUUGAUUCCACACAAGUAGCUUGCAAAUUGUCUCUAUUUAUUGCCAGAGUUGCCCCAAUAAGUAGCUCACCACCGCAUCAACAGCAUC
Zingiber officinale is the source of this 2491-nucleotide messenger RNA. RefSeq lists its product as uncharacterized. Gene Ontology annotation, cellular component: nucleus. The record is from RefSeq and is a predicted model, not a curated record. Gene Ontology annotation, biological process: regulation of DNA-templated transcription. The coding region runs from base 417 to 2255 and encodes 612 amino acids. The transcript is spliced from 14 exons. Lineage: Eukaryota; Viridiplantae; Streptophyta; Magnoliopsida; Zingiberales; Zingiberaceae.